Solea senegalensis (Senegalese sole) is the source of this 1972-nucleotide messenger RNA. Its product is annotated as nerve growth factor-like. The record is from RefSeq and is a predicted model, not a curated record. Gene Ontology annotation, molecular function: growth factor activity; nerve growth factor receptor binding. Lineage: Eukaryota; Metazoa; Chordata; Actinopteri; Pleuronectiformes; Soleidae. The transcript is spliced from 3 exons. The coding region runs from base 247 to 1092 and encodes 281 amino acids. Gene Ontology annotation, biological process: positive regulation of peptidyl-serine phosphorylation; nerve growth factor signaling pathway; neuron projection morphogenesis.
GGGAGACAGGCAGAAGUGGCCCGAGUCGAGGAUUCACAGCUUUGAAAGCAGGAGCGGUAUUUGGAGAUUGCCCCUGCCUGAGGUGGAAUACAUUGCAGAGUUCAUCUGGAAGUUUUCACUCUCUGGGGAGGGAAAGACAAGGAGCAUUGAUAGGGUGUGUAUGUUUCCUUGGCUGGUUGUGAAGACUCCGAUCACACGCUGCGAGAGCACAGGCUUAUCGAUUAGUGAGUCACAGGACGUGUGCCCAUGAGGUCGUCACCACUGGUCCUGCUCCUCCUGAUUGGCGUCCAGGCUGCACUGAACAUGGGAGGUGGAUUGGCCCGCGGUGCCGGGGCUGCCAACCACAAAGCCGGACAGCAGACGGCAGCUAAUCACAGAGCAGGACAGCAUUCUUCACAGGAGCAUCACAGGACCAGCCACCACAGGACCAAGAAGCACCAUCGAGCAGCCUCACACACCCAGGACAGAAGCCUAGCCGCCAAGCACUCGACAUCUCCUGACCCCUCCAUCCCGAUGGUGGACCCCAAGCUAUUCUCCAAGAGACAUUACCGCUCCUCACCACGCGUUGUCUUCAGCGAGGUUCCCCCGUCACAUGAUGCCCUAGAGGGUGAGGACUAUGACAACGAAGGGCUAAGGGGGGUAAGGGUAAGACGUAGAGCAGGAUCGCACACCAUGCACCGAGGGGAGUACUCAGUAUGUGACAGCAUAAAUACCUGGGUGGGCAACAUGACACAAGCCACAGACAUAGCUGGAAACGAGGUGACAGUACUGCCCAACGUUACAAUCAACAAUGUGGUGAAGAAACAGUUUUUCUACGAGACCACCUGCCGAUAUCCAACGCACAGAGGCUCCGGAAAUGCACAUGGAGGACGGCCGGGGGGGCGGGGCAGCAAACAGGGCACCAAACCCGGCAACUCAGGCUGUCUUGGCAUUGAUAAUCGCCACUGGAACUCCUACUGCACCAACACGCACAUAUUCGUAAGUGCCCUGACCAUCUUCAAGGAACGGACAGCCUGGCGUUUCAUCCGCAUCAAUGCAGCAUGUGUGUGUGUCCUCAGUCGGAAGUCUUGGGGGGGACGACUGGGACACUGACUAGGGAGGACAACUCUUGACCACUCAACUACAAACCAAGCACACGUUUCUUGUAAGCAGCCACUGCAGAUUUAUUGCCAAUACUGUAUUCCUCUCCCCCACCUACACACACACACACACACAGUUUCAUCUAUCCAAUGUCUUGGCCCCUGACCCUACCUCAGUCUGAGAAGUCCUGGUUGUUUUUAAAUUAUAUGGACUGCAUGUCAUAUUAUAUUUAUGGUUUAUACAGUCAAAUAUGAAUAUAUAUGUAUAUAUAUAUAUAUACAGUAUGUAUAUAUACAAAAUGAAUUCAAGCUUUUAAUUUUGUUGUUAUUGUUGUGUUGUUAAUGCUGUUAUUUAUUAAACACCUCAGUACUUGCCUGGUUUGUUGUGUCACUGUAACAAGGUAGUGAUGAGUCACAAGAUGAAUCUAAGGGGAAUUUCAAUGAUCCGUGAGAUAUAAGGAAAAGUUAUUCUAUUACAUAGACAUUAACUCCAGAAAACUCGGUCUAGACAUGUUUUAUUGGCAUUUGCCCUCCAUAAAUGAAGAAUGCAGCAGGAGAUUGUGUUGAGCAGACAGAAAACUUGCUCCCUGUGAGCUCACUUGGACUUUUUCUGGAAAUCUGACACGUGGAGCUGGAGGGAAAAUUUCUGAAAAAGGGUCUAAAGUGAUGUCUGCAGAAAUUUUGCACAGCCCCUUUGUGCAAUUCCAGGAAAAUGUCUAGACCAGUGUUUUCCAAAGUGCCCACUAGAGGGCCAGGGCCUUGGAGGUAUUGCAGAUGGGCCUCAGAUGGGUACAAACAUUCUUCCAUUGACCAAAUCCUUUGAAACAUCUGUUCUUUGUUCUGGGAAAAAUACAUGUAAAUUAAAAGACGUUAAAAUAUGUCUAAUAAAACAA